Molecule: messenger RNA, 867 nt
Organism: Dicrocoelium dendriticum
Lineage: Eukaryota; Metazoa; Platyhelminthes; Trematoda; Plagiorchiida; Dicrocoeliidae
Source: the annotation of a GenBank genome assembly
GCCCCUCGGUCUGUUACAACCCACGUACCAAUUGGAUACGGAAGCCUUUGGAUUCCUCGAUUGGACGUAUACUACAAUUGUCCCUGGUCACAUGGGUCGUAUUUUUAUCGAACACCUUGGUGGUGACAAGGUGUUCCUGUGCAAAACAUGUGGAAUACCGCUUUCAAGCGAUAAAGAAAUUGUUAGUACACGUUUUAACGGAUCCAGUGGGCCAGCCUAUCUAUUUAACCGUGUGGUCAACGUUGUGUUUAGCUCGGUGCAGGACCGGAUAAUGAUUACUGGCCGUCACCUUGUUUGCGAUGUCAUGUGCAUCAAAUGCAAUACAAGAUUGGGAUGGAUUUACGAGCACGCCGCUGAAAAUAGUGAAGUGUACAAAGAAGGCUUAGUUAUCCUGGAAAAAUCACUUUUCGUGGAGCAUGACGGCAUCACUGACCCUUUAGAAGAAGAUUGAAUCCCCGGUUGUUAAGUCACUUUUGGCUUCCCUUUGUCCUGCAUUCAAUCCGAGAUACCCUCGUCUGUCAUUGUCGUCAGUAUUUUUCUUACGUACUUUUUUUAUCAGCUUCUUUGGCCCUGAACUUUUCUUCUGUUUUUUGUACUUCAGAAUUCUCUCAUCCAAAAGCUUGCUUGAUUACUGUAUCUUCCUUUUUUGUGACCACAUCAGCAUGCUGUCGCUUCUAAUUACGAGCAUUCUCGGAAUUUUCACGUAUACUGCUUAGCUUUUCGGAACAGCACCAUUAAUAGCUGUUUCCAGUUACAGUUAGCAUUGCUUGACUGUGAUUAGGUCUGUCACUGAUCGCACUUGCUUUGGUACGUUGUGACUCGCCUAUGUUGACCUCCACUAUUAAAAUGGAAGUUAGGUCUGGCGAA